This is a messenger RNA of Calliphora vicina (urban bluebottle blowfly), 2547 nucleotides long. RefSeq names its product Tubulin tyrosine ligase-like 6B (gene TTLL6B). Gene Ontology annotation, molecular function: tubulin binding; tubulin-glutamic acid ligase activity. The record is from RefSeq and is a predicted model, not a curated record. The transcript has 6 exons. Gene Ontology annotation, biological process: protein polyglutamylation; microtubule cytoskeleton organization. The coding region runs from base 191 to 2407 and encodes 738 amino acids. Gene Ontology annotation, cellular component: cilium. NCBI's taxonomy places the organism in Eukaryota, Metazoa, Arthropoda, Insecta, Diptera, Calliphoridae.
UAUUUGCUUCAAAAUUAAAAUUAUUGAAUUUAAAAAAAAAAAAUAUUUUUUAACUUCAUUCCUAAAAUGAUACUUGGAAUUUUUCAAAAAUAAUUUAAAAUUUACUAUUGCAUACAAAACAGUUGCUAACAUUUUAAAGAAAUAGCCAAACGAAACUCUAACGAAAUACAUUAUACAUAAAAAAUUUAAAAUGAUUUUAAAAAAAUCCAAAUUUUUCAAACGUAUACAAAUGUUACGGCAUAUUUCAAAAGAAAAAUUACGCAAAGAAAGAGAACGGAAGCGCAUUGAAUGCCAUUUGGAAAGUGUCUUUUGUGAAACUUCUGGUACUACUGAGUUCAAAGAUGACGCUGCUGUCAAUGACAGCAUUCUUUCAACAGAGAAUUGUUGCGAAACUGGAGUAGACAAAGUAAAAAUCAAAAAUAAAUUAAAAUUCCAACAGCGAAAGUACUCAAGUCCCAGUAAACUUCAGUCUAAGUCAUGUAACGAAUGUGGUAAAGUAAAUGGUUUAAUUCAUUUAAAUAAUACUUGUUAUCAAGUUGAAUGCUUAGCUGGAGCAAGUAACAAAAAUCUGAGUGACAGCACAGAAUUAAUGCCGUCUGUCAGUGCUACCCGUUGCAGUAUUUGUGUUUGUAAUUCACGCUACAAUCUUAUUGGUAGAAUUGCUAAAAGUCUAGGUUUUAAAGUGGUUAAGGAAAACAAACGGUGGAAUAUUCUGUGGACAGAUUCAUUGCCGGGUGUAGAAAUCUACAAGAAUAUGAAAAGAUUUCAACAGAUUAAUCAUUAUCCAGGCAUGAUGGAAAUUUGUCGUAAGGAUUUAUUAUCAAGAAAUUUAAAUCGCAUGCUCAAAUUAUAUCCCAAAGAUUAUAAGAUAUUUCCCAAAACCUGGAUAUUUCCAGCAGAUUACGGCGAAGCUUUAAAUUAUGCCAAUAAUCAUAAUAAACAGAAAAUGUUUAUUAUUAAACCGGAUGCUGGAGCUCAAGGAAGGGGUAUAUGGCUGACAAAUGAUUUGAAAAGUGUUUCGACUGCGGAACGUAUGAUCUGCCAGACUUAUAUUAGUAAGCCUCUACUUAUAGAUGGCUACAAGUUUGAUUUGAGGGUGUAUGCUUUAAUAACAUCUGUAGAUCCUUUGAGGAUUUUCGUAUACAACGAAGGUUUGGCUCGUUUAGCCACCAACAAAUAUGUAGAGCCCUCCAUGGAUAAUAGUGACAAUUUGUAUAUGCAUUUAACUAACUAUUCGGUUAAUAAGAAAAACUCCCAAUACGAAUCGUGUGAUAGCGAUGAUUGUGGCAGUAAAAGAAAUUUCGGUGCCAUCAAUAGUUGGAUGCGUCGUCAAAACUAUGAUGUAAAGGGUUUUUGGGAUAGAAUUGAUGAUAUUAUUAUAAAAACUAUACUUAGUGCUUGGCCUAUUUUGAAACAUAAUUAUCAUGCAUGUUUUCCGUCGCACGACAAGAUACAGGCUUGUUUUGAAAUAUUGGGUUUUGAUAUUUUAGUCGAUUCGAAAAUGAAACCUUAUGUAUUGGAAGUCAAUCACUCGCCAAGUUUUCAUACCAAUGAACUGGUUGAUCUUCAAGUCAAGAGGCCCCUAAUAAGGGACACACUCUCCUUAAUUGGUACAGUAUUGGCAGAUAAAAGGCAAAUAUUGCGUGAGGAUCGCAAACGUAUAAAGCAGCGUUUAUUGAAGACCAAACCGGCAAGUUUAUCUCAAAGUUACAAUGCUGCGAACAUUAACACCUUAACCGACAAAUCCUUACAUAACACAACAAUUGAAUGUCCGGGAAGUUUAUCUAAAAGUUACAAUGUUACGAACAUUAGUACCUUAGCCGACAAAUCCUUAAGUAACACAACAAUUGAAUGUCCUGUCAGUGCUAUAGCCCAACAAAUUGCCUGGGAAGAAAGUCAUUUGGGUGACUAUCGUCGUAUAAUGCCUCCCAAUGAUCCCCAUAAACUCAAUUAUUACUGUCAGUUUUACGGUCAAUUAAAUCAAUCAUCGAUCUUUGCCGACACCGCAUCCAGUAAGAAACGUGAAGAAGUUUCCAAAAAACUACGCAAAGAUUUAGAAGAGAAGAAACAAAAACAAACGGAAAUGUUUAAACGUAAAGUUGGCGAUAUCAAAUUCGAAGAUCGUCAAAGAAGAAGACUCAGUAUACCAAGGAUUAUAGCAGAAAAACAACGCCAAGAAUUGAUACGUUCACAGGCUCACUGGGCGCCAGAUUUUAUUUCAGCAGCAGAGGAACGUUUGCGUGUAACUUAUAUGCAAAUGAGAGCUGAGAUCUUAAAGGAAUUUAAAGUCACAGAAAUGAUAUAUACUAUGCUUUAUAAUGCUGGCUGUCUAACCAAAGCCGAUAUUGUUAAAUUUCCUAAUCUUCAUCGUAGUCUCGAAGGAGGAAGCAAAAUAUACACGACCUAAAUUUUAUGGACAAUUUAUUAUUUUUGUAUUGAAUGUAAUUAUUAUUUGUUGUAUCGUAUUUAUGUAUGCAAUAUUUUUGAAACAUCUAAAGUACAAAUGUUUGUAUAUUUUAAUAAUUAAACGAUUUUAUUUUACUCGAU